This is a messenger RNA of Sinocyclocheilus grahami, 4909 nucleotides long. Its product is annotated as ankyrin-2-like. Gene Ontology annotation, molecular function: protein binding. Lineage: Eukaryota; Metazoa; Chordata; Actinopteri; Cypriniformes; Cyprinidae. Bases 183 to 4775 code for a protein of 1530 amino acids. The transcript is spliced from 41 exons. The record is from RefSeq and is a predicted model, not a curated record.
AUUAGCACCCAGUAGUUAACUGCGGUAGAUCACCACUGGUAAUGGAAGGGACUAGUUGUCUGUCUAAGUGAUAGAUGAACUGGUAGGACAUUGUGGUGCUUCUCUGUUGGGCUCAGAAAUGGGAACCCAAAGGAAUAGUCUUAUUUGAUGGUUUCAGGAUUUCUUUUUCCUUUAUAUCCACCAUGGGCAAUGCAGCAAUGCGUAAGGCACAUAGAGUCGAAAAUCCUGCACAAGAUGAUAUGCUUACAAACAUUGAAUCAGGUCAAAGUGAAAGCAUGGACUCCCUGUCGGACAGCAAUACCAGUUUCCUUCGAGCAGCAAGAGCAGGAAAUAUUGACAAGGUUCUGGAGUAUUUGAAGGGCGGAGUAGACAUCAGCACUUGUAAUCAGAAUGGCCUCAACGCUUUGCACUUGGCAGCAAAGGAAGGACAUGUGGACAUGGUCCAGGAGCUGCUGGGCAGGGGGUCUUCAGUUGAUUCUGCAACCAAGAAAGGAAAUACAGCUCUCCACAUCGCUUCACUAGCAGGACAAGGAGAGGUUGUAAAGAUCCUGGUCAAGAGGGGAGCAGACAUUAAUGCACAAUCUCAGAAUGGAUUCACUCCCCUGUACAUGGCUUCUCAAGAAAACCAUUUAGAUGUGGUGCGCUAUCUUUUGGAGAAUGGUGGAAACCAGAGCACCGCAACAGAGGAUGGCUUCACACCUCUAGCUAUUGCACUGCAACAAGGCCAUAAUCAGGUGGUGUCCAUCCUUUUAGAGAAUGACACAAAGGGCAAAGUACGUCUGCCUGCCUUGCACAUUGCAGCCCGAAAGGACGACACGAAAUCUGCUGCCCUGCUGCUCCAAAAUGACCACAAUGCCGAUGUACAGUCUAAGAUGAUGGUCAAUAGGACAACUGAGAAUGGGAAGAGUGGAUUCACACCCCUGCAUAUCGCUGCUCACUAUGGAAAUGUAAAUGUUGCAACACUGCUCCUCAAUCGAGGGGCUGCUGUGGACUUCACUGCAAGGAAUGGGAUCACACCACUACAUGUUGCGUCUAAGAGGGGAAACACUAAUAUGGUUCAUCUGCUGUUGGACAGAGGGGCUCAGAUUGAUGCCAAAACAAGGGAUGGCCUCACACCUUUACACUGCGCAGCAAGAAGUGGGCAUGACACAGCAGUGGAGCUCUUAUUGGAGAGAGGAGCCCCUAUGCUGGCCAGAACCAAGAACGGUUUAUCUCCACUCCACAUGGCAGCGCAGGGUGACCAUGUGGAGUGUGUCAAACACCUGCUGCAGCACAAGGCACCUGUUGAUGAUGUCACACUGGACUACCUGACAGCCCUCCAUGUUGCUGCCCACUGUGGUCACUACAGAGUUACCAAACUUCUAUUAGACAAGAGAGCCAACCCGAAUGCUCGAGCAUUGAAUGGUUUCACUCCUCUACACAUUGCCUGUAAGAAAAACAGAGUCAAAGUGAUGGAGCUCUUGAUCAAGUAUGGAGCAUUCAUUCAAGCUAUCACUGAGUCUGGUCUCACGCCAAUCCAUGUGGCAGCCUUCAUGGGUCACCUCAACAUUGUUCUUUUACUACUGCAGAAUGGAGCCUCCCCUGAUGUUAGCAAUAUACGUGGAGAGACCGCUUUGCACAUGGCUGCCCGUGCUGGACAGAUGGAAGUUGUUCGCUGUCUUCUGAGAAAUGGAGCCUUGGUGGAUGCAAGAGCAAGGGAGGAUCAGACUCCGCUUCACAUUGCAUCUCGUCUGGGUAAGACAGAGAUUGUCCAGCUCUUGCUACAACACAUGGCUCAUCCAGAUGCAGCAACCAUUAAUGGUUACACCCCCCUUCAUAUCGCUGCACGCGAGGGACAUCUGGACGUUACUUCAGUGCUGUUGGAGGCUGGCGCUUCUCACUCUUUAGCUACCAAGAAAGGGUUCACGCCUUUACAUGUGGCAUCAAAAUAUGGUAGCCUAGAUGUGGCAAAACUACUUCUACAGCGGCGGGCACCCCCUGACUUUGCUGGGAAGAAUGGUCUUACUGCUCUACAUGUCGCUGCUCACUAUGAUAACCAGAAGGUGGCGCUCCUGCUUUUGGACAAAGGAGCAUCUCCCCAUGCCACAGCCAAGAAUGGAUACACUCCCCUUCAUAUAGCAGCAAAAAAGAAUCAAAUGGAAAUAGCUACAACACUCCUACAGUACGGAGCUGAGACCAACAUCCAGACCAAACAGGGUGUGAUGCCGCUCCAUCUGGCUUCCCAAGAGGGACACAGUGAGAUGGCAGCUCUGCUUCUGCAAAGAGGAGCUAAUGUCAAUGUACCCACUAAGAGUGGACUUACACCCCUUCAUCUUGCUGCCCAAGAAGACAGAGUAGGUGUUGGUGAGAUUUUAGUUGAGCACGGUGCCAACAUUGACCAACAAACCAAAUUGGGAUACACACCACUUAUUGUUGCCUGCCACUAUGGAAAUGCAAAGAUGGUUAAUUUUCUGUUGAAGAGUGGGGCAAGUGUCAAUGCUAAAACAAAGAAUGGUUACACACCACUACACCAGGCUGCACAACAAGGCAAUACACACAUCAUUAAUGUCUUACUCCAGCAUGGAGCCAAGCCCAAUGCCAUCACUGUGAAUGGAAACACCGCUCUUGCCAUCGCACGUCGCCUUGGUUACAUUUCUGUGGUUGACACUCUGAGAGUAGUCACAGAGGAAAUUAUCACUACAACAACGACGGUGACAGAGAAACACAAGCUAAAUGUGCCAGAGACCAUGACAGAAGUCCUUGAUGUGUCUGACGAAGAGGUUCCAAGACAGGUAGAUGAUGGGGCUAUGUCUGAUGACUCUCUUGAUUUUGAAGGUGAUGACACCAUGACAGGUGAUGGUGGGGAAUAUUUGAGAGCAGAGGAUUUGAGAGAGUUAGGAGACGACUCUCUACCUGGGCAGUACCUGGAUGGUAUGAACUACUUACGCUUCAGUUUAGAAGGAGGCCGAUCAGACAGUCGCUUACAAAGUUUGGACAGGUCCUACACACCCACUCACCAAAGUUACUACCCUGCAAGACACUAUGGGAUGAUGGAGGAUAUGAUAUACAGCAACCAGGUGUCUUUACUUGCAAGAGAAAAUGAAAAGGACUCAUAUAGCUGGGAAACAGAAAACUUGGACAACAUAGCACUUUCAUCAAGUCCUGCUCAUUCCGGCCGUUGUUCUCCAUGUCAUGACCAUGACAAUAGCAGUUUCUUAGUCAGCUUCAUGGUGGAUGCCCGUGGAGGUGCUAUGCGUGGAUGCCGCCACAAUGGUCUACGGCUGAUCAUUCCACCACGGAAAUGCAGUGCACCUACUCGAGUCACCUGUAGACUGGUGAAAAGGCACCGACUGGCCACCAUGCCCCCCAUGGUAGAGGGUGACGGUCUAGCUAGCAGGGUGAUUGAGGUUGGACCCUCUGGAGCUCAAUUCCUUGGUAAGCUCCAUCUUCCUACUGCCCCGCCCCCUCUGAAUGAGGGUGAGAGUUUGGUUAGCCGCAUUCUGCAACUGGGCCCACCAGGGACAAAAUUUCUGGGGCCGGUGAUUGUGGAGAUCCCUCACUUUGCGGCUCUAAGAGGAAAAGAGAGGGAGCUGGUGAUCUUACGCAGUGAAACGGGAGAGAGUUGGAAAGAGCAUCAUUGUGAGUACACAGAAGAAGAGCUCAACCAGAUCCUCAACGGCAUGGAUGAGGGGCUGGACCCACCAGAAGAGUUGGAGAAAAAGCGAAUCUGUCGCAUUAUCACUCGGGACUUUCCACAGUAUUUUGCUGUGGUGUCACGAAUUAAGCAGGACAGUAAUCUCAUUGGUCCAGAAGGUGGUAUUCUGAGUAGCACAGUGGUCCCUCAAGUACAGGCUGUCUUCCCAGAGGGAGCUCUCACUAAACGCAUCCGUGUUGGCCUGCAGGCUCAACCAAUGAGUAUUGAUGUAGUGAGGAAGAAUUUGGGUAAUAAAGCCACAUUCAGCCCUAUAGUCACUCUGGAACCACGGAGGAGGAAAUUCCAUAAGCCCAUAACCAUGACCAUCCCUGUCCCGAAGAGCUCCGCUGACCCAAUCCUUGGCGGCUUUGGAGGUGGAGAUACUCCUACAUUACGUUUGCUAUGCAGCAUCACAGGUGGGACCACUCCUGCUCAAUGGGAGGAUAUCACUGGGACUACACCAUUAACAUUCACCAAUGACUGUGUGUCUUUCACCACAAAUGUGUCUGCCAGAUUCUGGCUUAUAGACUGCAGGCAGGUUCAGGAGUCGGUAAACUUCGCCACUCAGGUGUAUCGUGAAAUCAUCUGUGUACCUUACAUGGCCAAAUUCGUCAUCUUUGCCAAAACACAUGACCCAAUUGAGGCUCGAUUGCGCUGUUUCUGUAUGACUGAUGAUAAAAUGGACAAAACUUUGGAGCAGCAAGAGAACUUCACAGAAGUGGCACGUAGCCGAGAUGUGGAGGUAUUAGAAGGUAAACCAAUCUAUGUAGACUGUUUUGGAAACCUGGUUCCUCUAACAAAAAGUGGCCAGCAUCAUGUCUUCAGCUUCUAUGCCUUUAAAGAGAAUCGACUGGCUCUUUUUAUCAAAAUACGAGACAACACUCAAGAGCCUUGUGGACGUUUGUCCUUCACAAAAGAACCAAGAUCUUAUAGGACUUUGACUCAUAGUGCAAUAUGCAAUUUAAACAUCACCCUGCCAGCUUACUCAAAGGAAUCAGAUUCAGAACAAGAACCUGAUGAGGAGACAAGCCGAACACUUGAGAAAUGUAAGAUGUCUAGCUUAAUUAAAAUGUUGUCUUGCACCAGACACCUUUCCACUUAACUUACUAACUGAGAAUGUCACCACUGUAAAAUAACUUACAAAGCAUGGUAUUAACAUUCCAAAAACAUUUAUUUGUGUCUGAGUGAGUUAACUAUUUGCCUGUUGUACAACACUUUUCUCAGUUAAAUUAAAGU